This is a messenger RNA of Cuscuta epithymum, 3601 nucleotides long. Lineage: Eukaryota; Viridiplantae; Streptophyta; Magnoliopsida; Solanales; Convolvulaceae. The record is from the annotation of a GenBank genome assembly.
UCCUCUACCCCACACCCACAUCCCUGUUCCAUUUUUCUUGCCGACCUACUCCCCUCCAUCUUCUCUCCUUUCUCAUCUAAUAAUUCAUCUCUAUCCUUUCUCAUCUCAUAAUUCAUCUAUCACAUGCUUGGACGUAAUAAUUUUUUCCCCAAUUUCUCCAUGUGUGUCUGCUUAUAAAUGUUUGGAUGGUGAAUCUGCGCAUCUCCGGCGACCGCCGAUGGGCGGUGGCGAAAAUGUUGCAGAGACAAAGGUAGCUGUGGAGAUGGUGGCGGAGGCGCCGCCAAGAAGCGUCCGGUGUAUGGCAGCAACGUCGGUCAGUGGUGGAAGAGGCGACUCUGAUGAUGACAUUGGUGGCGGUGACAGGUGGUAGAGCUACCAGCGGCAGAGGCAAACGACGCGGCGGCAGAGGCGGACGACACGGCAGAGGCGGACGACGCGGCGGCGGCGGUGGACAACGCGGCGGCGGACGAUGCGACGGAGGCAGUAAUGGAUGAUGGACCAACGGCGGCAGAAUAGAGCUACAAAAUUGUCAAGGAAGCUAGCAGACUCCUUUCUCUCUAAUCUCCGGCCAAAAUCUCAGUUCCAGAGCUCUUUCAGGUGCUUUUAUGUAUACAGCUAUAGGGAGAAAGUGAGGUACACAUGUGUAAAUUCGAACGGCGAUGUAGGGGGUACUGAUGAGGAUCGAAUUGGGGCGAGGUUGAAGGAAAGGUGGAGCGAUCGUAAUGCGGGCUAAGGAAAUGCCGCAUCCACUCUGCUGCAUAACUUUGGCGAGCGGCGCGAUCGGUGACCGGUCACCGGAACCGUCGGCGGUUUUGCUACGGACCGGUUCUGCGGUCGUCGGAUCUGAUGCCAAUGCUGGGGGCGUUGCUGGUGUGCUCUACAAGUGGACCAAUUACCACAAGGGCUGGAGAUCCCGCUGGUUUAACCUCCGCAAUGGCUUUCUCUCUUAUUCCAAAACUUGUCACCCUGACUACGCCUCUUUGACCGCCGACGACGUUAAACUGAUCGGUCAACUCCCAUCCAACGAUCCUCGCCGCCCUAAACACCGCAAAACCAUCCGCAUUGUUCAUCUCAAGGUAUCUUCAUUUCGUGAGAGCAGAUCUGAUGAUAGGAGGUUUUACAUAUUUACAGCUACCAAGACUCUUCACCUUAGGACAAAUUCAAGACAAGAGAGAGAGGCUUGGAUAGAAGCAUUGGUUUCAACCAGAAAUGUCUUUAUGCUUAGACCAUCAGCUGAUAAUCUCUCCAUUUUACCCAGGAGUGUAUCUGUAUCAACUGACAAGCUGAAGAAGCGUUUGCUUGAUGAGGGAGUUGGUGAGGGACUUGUCAAUGAGUGUGAGGAGAUCAUGCUUUCUGAAUUGUCUGAAAUGCAAGGUCAACUUCAAUAUCUCUGCGAGGAGCGUACAAGUCUGUUAGAAACUUUACAACAGUUGGAGGGGACCGAUAUUGAAACCGAGGCUGCUAGAGUUCCUGAGGGCGAGUACCAAUUAUUGAGUAGUGAAUAUCCAAAUUUAGGACAUGGAAAGGACAGUGAAUGGAGCACUACUGAAUCAUCUGAUGAUGUUGAGAAACAAGAACUCGAGGAAGCAUCGGUCGAAGAGGAAACUAGAUUUUUUGAUACAAAUGACUACUUUUCUGAUCCUUCUGUCAGUCACGGGUCAGCAGUAGGAGAUCAAAUUGAUAAAUGCUUGGAGCUUCAGAAAUCAGCUAAUGAUAUGAUGCAAAGGAAUGCUGGUAGUCAAUCUUCCAUGUGUCCACAAGUAGAAAGGCGAAAAAGACUACCCGAUCCCAUUGAAAAAGAGAAAGGAGUUAGUUUAUGGUCUAUGAUCAAAGACAAUGUGGGGAAAGAUCUCACACAAGUUUGUCUUCCCGUGUACUUCAAUGAACCCUUAUCAUCCCUUCAGAGAAGCUUUGAAGAUUUGGAGUACUCCUAUCUCUUAGACAAGGCAUACAAGCAUGGAAAAGAGGGUAACACUCUACAAAGGAUUUUGAACGUUGCUGCUUUUGCUGUUUCUGGAUAUGCAUCAACUGAAGGCCGACACUGCAAGCCUUUCAAUCCUCUGCUGGGAGAAACCUAUGAAGCUGACUUUCCCGAGAAAGGAAUCCGGUUCUUCUCUGAAAAGGUCAGUCACCACCCAACACUUAUUGCUGGUCAUUGUGAAGGUAGAGGCUGGAAAUUCUGGGGUGACACUAACCUUAAAUCUAAAUUUUGGGGGAGAUCAAUUCAACUCGAUCCUGUUGGAACUCUAACCUUAGAAUUCGAUGAUGGGGAGACUUUUCAGUGGAGCAAGGUCACAACUAGUAUAUACAACCUAAUUCUUGGCAAGGUAUAUUGUGAUCAUCACGGAACGAUGCAUAUACAUGGUAAUCGCCAAUACUCAUGCAAGCUGAAAUUCAAAGAGCAAUCUCUUCUUGACCGCAACCCCCACCAGGUUCACGGAUUUGUUGAAGAUGUCGCGGGCAGUAAGGUAGCAACACUAAUUGGAAAGUGGGAUGAGAACAUGUAUUACUUAAGUGGGGAAUGUAAUAGCAAGCCAAAAGAUUUGUCUGGUUCAUCCUUAUUGUGGGAAAGCAAUAAACCUCCACCAAACCUCACCCGAUACAACAUGACUCCUUUUGCAAUUACACUGAAUGAGUUAACCCCAGGACUCAAGGAAAAGCUCCCACCGACUGAUUCAAGACUAAGGCCUGAUCAGCGUUCGCUAGAAAAUGGAGAGUAUGAUAGAGCAAACGAAGAGAAGCUGCGUCUGGAGACACGGCAGAGAAUGUCCAGGAAAUUACAAGAAAAUGGAUGGAAGGCUAGAUGGUUCGAAAGAGGAGAAGAUGGGAAUUUCCGGUAUGUAGGUGGAUACUGGGAAACACGUGAGAAUGAGGAAUGGGAUGGAUGCCCUGAUAUAUUCGGCAAAAUCGAUGAAAGCCUCGUCGACUCUUAUGCUGGCAGCUGAGCUGGAUCCUCCCAACUUCAAAUUGAGACUUCUUAAUCUUUUCACCAUCAGCCUAGCUCCUUGAGGUAGAGGCUUAAGGGUUUGUUUGCAAUCACUUAAGAAAAGUGAUUUUGACUUUUUUUAUUGAGAAAAAAACACUUAUUUUAUCAAACACUAUCAACUUUUACUUUCUCGAUUUUCGUGUAGAAUCUACUUUUUACUUUUUCUAUUACACAAAAAACACUUAUUUUACCAAACAUUACCAACUUUUACUGCUAAUCACUUUUUCCCAAAAAGUGCUUUUAUUUAAGCAGAAGUGGUUGCAAACAAAGCCUUAGUCGACCGGCCGUGAAGAAUAAUCACUUCCUCAACAGGAAGCGGCUCUCAAACCUAGCUAUUGUAGUGGAUAGUUUGGUGCCCUAUUUUCCUGGGUAUAUAGUUGUUUUGACAAUUUCUUUCCUCCUCUUAUACCCUAGCUAGGCCUAAUAUAUACUCCGUAUUCGAGCUUCUAGUAUGAUUUCAUAUUUAUUGGUUAGGAAAUCUUGCGUAUUCUCUUUUUACCCAAAGUCAAAUAGUAAUAAUAAAUGAAAAACGAAUUGUAUCGAGUCUACGAAGAUAAGUGUUGUAUAGCUUGAUAUAUUCAAAUUCAUGAAAUUGAUAGUGCGUUCUCAUGUUAA